GCUUGUGCCCCGAAGCAGAAUGCUGUAGUGAAAAUGGCUGCGCCUGACACUGUACAUUCAGAUGAGAAAGAACCUGGACUGGAGCCUAGACUUCAUGAUACUCCUGAAGACAUUUUCUUUGAGGCAGCAGCAAAUACCAUUGACUUCCACCCAUCCCAGGACAUCAUAGCUAUUGGAGAUGUUGAUGGUGAUGUCUACGUAUACUCAUAUUCCUGUUUGGAAGGUGGAAACAAAGAACUUUGGUCCUCAGGUCAUCAUUUAAAAUCCUGCCGGAAAAUAUCCUUUUCACAAGAUGGACAAAAACUUUUCACAGUGUCCAAGGAUAAGUCUAUUCAUAUCCUGAAUGUGGAGGAAGGCCGUCUUGUGACACGAUUCUCCAAGGCUCACAACUCAGCUUUGAACAGCCUGUUGGUGAUAGAUGAGCAUUUGUUUGCCACAGGAGAUGACAGUGGAGUGUUGAAAGUAUGGGACCUGCGCAAGGGCACGUCCGUCAUGGAAAUGAAGCAGCACGAGGACUACAUCAGUGAUAUGAUCAUAGAUAGAAACAAAAAGCUGCUUCUCACUACCAGUGGAGAUGGAACAAUGGGAGUCUUCAACAUUAGGAGAAGGCGUUUUGAGCUUCUCUCAGAAUCUCAGAAUGGAGACUUAAUGGCCAUAUCUCUGAUGAAAAGGGGAAGGAAGGUAGCCUGUGGCUCCAGUGAGGGAACAAUUUACCUCUUCAACUGGGAUGGUUUUGGCGCCACUAGUGACCGUUUUGCACUGAAGGCAGAAUCCAUAGACUGCAUGGUUCCCAUAACUGAGAGCAUUGUGUGCACAGGUUCCACUGAUGGAAUCAUUAGGGCAGUAAAUAUCUUGCCCAAUCGAGUGAUAGGAAGUGUCGGGCAGCAUAUGGGUGAGCCUAUUGAACAGCUGGCUAAAUGUCAUACAGGACAAUUCCUGGCCAGUUGUGGCCAUGACCAAAAAGUGAAAUUCUGGGACAUCUCUUCACUUAGUUCAGUGAUUGUGGAUGAUUAUAGAAAAAAGAAGAAAAAUAAGCAACUGAAGCCUUUAAGUCGCAAAGCAUUUGGCAAUGGGGAAGAUUUCUUUGCAGACUUGAAAGCGGUGGCAGCAGACUUGGAGAAAGAGAAUGAUGGACUUUCUGAGACUGACAGCGACUGAAAGACACACACUGAUCCAAUUAGAGGCUCAUUUCUUUGAACGGACAUUUUUGGAAAAGCUCAGCUAUGCUGCAUUUUUCAUACUGAAGAAUAAGCUUCAGGGUAUUUAAACUUGUGCUCUGUGGGCAAAGUCUUGAUAGCCUAAUAAAACUAAUAGCACAGAA
Protobothrops mucrosquamatus (brown spotted pit viper) is the source of this 1321-nucleotide messenger RNA. RefSeq names its product WD repeat domain 55 (gene WDR55). Lineage: Eukaryota; Metazoa; Chordata; Lepidosauria; Squamata; Viperidae. The record is from RefSeq and is a predicted model, not a curated record. The transcript is spliced from 8 exons. Gene Ontology annotation, molecular function: protein binding. The coding region runs from base 34 to 1158 and encodes 374 amino acids.